CAAUCGCAAGACGUCUUUAUUUGUUUGCAGGGUUAGCUCGGAAACGGACAGCUGCGUCUAAGCAAUUUGUCAGUUUCUUGCAUUUUUCCCAAAUGUUUGACAAUUUUUGAAGCAACAAGCAAGCGAUUACAGUCCAUUCUGAAGUUGAAUCGUUUCAUGUUUUCAACCGCACUGUAAAAGUUCGCCAAAAUGGACAAUUUGGCAAUGGGUCUGUCGUCCGAGCAGACGGACAAGAUUCUGCAGCUUCAGGAUCUCACUGGAAUUGAAGAUGUGACAAUCUGUCGGGACGUUCUAACUCGACAUAAUUGGGACCUCGAAGGUGCAGUGCUGGAUCAACUAAAUAUCAGAGAUGGACAUCCAUCUGUCUUUGCCAGCUCUGAAACCCAUGCACCAACUGUAGUCAAUGAGCCUAUGUUUCAACAUAUGUUUUUCUCUCCACCCUCGGGUGGUUACUGGUUUACAAGAUUGUAUCAAUUUGGUUAUAACCUGAUUGCACCAAUAUUUAUAUUUGCCUAUAGACUAUUAUUUAGAGGCGAUCAUAGAAGAUAUGUGACUGAUCCUGUAGCUGAUGUCAUGAAUUUCAUCAGGUCCUAUGAAGAAAACUAUGGAAACCAACAUCCCGUAUUUUAUCAGGGUUCCUACCAUCAGGCUCUCAAUGAUGCUAAACAUGAACUACGUUUCCUCAUUGUUUAUUUACAUUCAGAUGACCACCAGGACAAUAUAGACUUCUGUCGGCAAGUUUUGAAGGAUGAGUCUGUGAUCCAAUACAUAAAUACCCACAUGCUCUUUUGGGGCUGCAAUGUAAAUUCAACAGAAGGCUAUAAAGUUUCACAACACCUCCGCGAAAAUGCAUAUCCAUUCUUAGCUGUUCUUGCUAUGCGUGAGUCACGAAUGACUGUUGUUGGAAGGAUGGAAGGACCAAUGAACUUUCAGACCCUCCUGCAGCGUUUGCAAACUAUUGUCGCUGACAAUGAGAAUUGUCUUGUUGCAGCUAGAAAUGAUAGGAUGGAAAGAAGCCUUAAUCAAACUCUUAGAGCUCAGCAGGAUCAAGCUUAUGAAGAUUCCCUUCAAGCAGACAGAGAGAAGGAGAGAUUACGAAGGCUGGAAAAAGAGAAAAAAGAAGCAGCGGAACGUGAAAGAAGGGAGAGUGAACGCCAAGAGCAAUUAGAACGAGAGGAAAUACAACGCCAAAAAGUAGAAUUAGCAUGUAAGGUACCUGCUGAACCUAGCUCAGAUCAUCCAGAAUCAGUUCAUGUAGUGAUAAAAUUACCCACCGGCAAGCGCCUUGAGCGCCGAUUUUUACAGUCUCACCCGUUGGAAGCUAUUUUUCUCUUUGUUUUCUGUCAUCCUGAAGCACCUGAUCGAUUUGAAAUUGCUACAAAUUUUCCCAAGAGAGUUCUGCAAUGUGAAAAUAACACUCAAGAUACUUUAGCUGAUGUAGGAUUAAGAAGAGGAGAAGUCUUGUUUGUUUAUGAUUUGGAGGCAUAGGCUCUGCAAGUUUUUCUUAGCAACUCCUCCAAGCUGUCUUCUUAUCCAAAUUGGGACAGCAUUGAUAUGUAACCAGAUUAUAUGUUUAUGAUGUCACAGGGUUUUUAGGCCUCUACACAUCCAUUACCGUACAUCAUUAGCCAAAUCAGUUUGGGCUGGCAGAUGCACAAAAGUUAAAAUUGUCUGUUAUUUUCUGGUAAAACUUGCUACUGUCGUGGCUGAAUCAAUUUCCAUCAAUGAAUCUGGUCUGAUUAUUAUUACUAAUUCUAUCAAAGUCUAAACUUUGUGUACGCAACUCAAAAUGAACUUUGGAAGGGAAGGGGUGACAGUUGUGAUUUUCAAUAGUAUACAACAUUAUACUUUUUGAAAUUUAUAUCUACCCGAGUCCAGAGUCCAGAAUGAAAUUGUGCCUUUCCCUGCACUGUCCUGUGAAACUAUAGACAUGGUUUUUAUGCAUUCACAAAUUGUUGUGGCCUGUCUUAUCAGAAGGUGUGCUAUUUCAUCUUGUUUUAUUUUACGUGUUGAGUGCCGUAUUGCUCCCCAAAAAUGACCUGUCUACUGGCACUCACAUAAUUCUAGAAUUUUAUUUUCCAAUUUCUUUAUUCUGUGUUACUUAAAUUAUUAAUUUCCUUUUUGUGGGUUGAAUAUAUUUUGCUCCAAAACAAUAUCACUGCAGCAAAGUGCAUUGAGAUUUCCCAUGAAUUUAACCACAUUUCUUGAUCAAUUUUCUUAUCAAUUAAAAAAAAUAAUUCCUUCUUUGUUCUUGUUUCUUGUAAUUGGAAGAGUCUUGGUUCACACUAUUUGCUGAAGUAAGAUAAGAUGGGAGAGUCAGCAGUGUCACUUUGUAUAGAAUUGCUUACUGAUCUAUUUGUAUUUAAAAUUAAUUUUCAAUCUGUUUCUUAUAUUCACCUGACCUGUAUUUGCAUAAUAUUGCAUUUUUGUAAAACUCAUUAGAGUUGAGAAAUGGCCCACGCACCCAAAAAUUAUGUGAUUUACUAAGGUUGUUAAAACCUUUUCUCGGUUGGAUUUUAAAGUGUUAACCAUUUGUGGUUAUUUAUUGUACCAGUUUGCUCUUGUAAGCAAGAUGCAUUUACAUACCCAAUUUUCAUUAUUAUUUCCAGCCUGGAUUUAUCAAUCAACAUUGCAUUUUCUUUACUAUUUGUUUAUGUGUAUGUGUGUGUGUCUGGUUGGGCCAAAGUGACCAUGAACAGUGUAUACAUUACUUGGAAAUUUUCUCUCGACAGGGCUCAUGUAUGCGUCUGAUUCAGUGAAGUGGUAAACUUUUGCAGUACUUGAUUUCAACUUAAUGCCACUAAAUUUGUCAAAACCACAAUCAAUUUUGUUACUUGCAUGGUUUUUAGAUAUUUUCUUACUCAUUGUGCCUGAUGACAAAAAUGUGCAGAUCUCAUAGUUUUGGGGACAGCUACAUUACGGCAAGGCCGUUGAAGAAGAAUCCUUUGAUAUAAUUAAUAGUGUUACUUAUUCACAUCCAUACAUUUCCAGGGCAGCAGCCAGGAUGUAUAUUAGUAAAAAUAUUUUAAAAAUAUUUCAGGCAUGUCACUUUACUUAAAUUGUGUUUGGCCAAUUGGAUUGUAUAUGUUAAAAGAAAUAAGACUAAGGCAUAGCACAUGCAUUUCUGUGAUGCCAAAUUUAUUUGUGACUUGUAAGGGACUUAAAUGUCGACAAAUAGCAUUUUCCCUCCAAGCUGUUUACAUGUUUUGUUAUGUAUAGUCCAAGACUGACUGCCUGUGUGAUUUCAAACAGUCUUAUCUCCUUCAUCUUUAGUAACGUAAUAAUCUGUGUUUUUCUGGCACAAUAUUUUCAUUUCUCAUUCUGUAUUAAUUAUAUUUGUCUGAAUUCCUGUUAGUCCUCUGGAUAUUAUGGGAUUGAUGUUUUAUGUGAUAUGGAAGCAUAUAGUUAUUUUUCUUCCAUAAUAAACCUGCAAAGGUUCUUGUUCUGCAUGUCAAACUUCACAAUCCUUGUUAAGAUAAGUCGUCGUGCAUCUGAAUAAAAUGGUCCAAUAUUUCUAUUACAGUAAAACUGAUAUAACUGUU
This is a messenger RNA of Frankliniella occidentalis (western flower thrips), 3542 nucleotides long. It is a transcript of the gene Faf2, whose product is annotated as FAS-associated factor 2. Gene Ontology annotation, cellular component: endoplasmic reticulum. The transcript is spliced from 8 exons. Bases 190 to 1488 code for a protein of 432 amino acids. NCBI's taxonomy places the organism in Eukaryota, Metazoa, Arthropoda, Insecta, Thysanoptera, Thripidae. Gene Ontology annotation, molecular function: ubiquitin binding. The record is from RefSeq and is a predicted model, not a curated record.